Molecule: messenger RNA, 6255 nt
Organism: Hippoglossus stenolepis (Pacific halibut)
Lineage: Eukaryota; Metazoa; Chordata; Actinopteri; Pleuronectiformes; Pleuronectidae
Gene: taok2a
Product: TAO kinase 2a
Exons: 20
Coding region: 522-4019 (1165 amino acids)
Biological process (GO): protein phosphorylation
Molecular function (GO): ATP binding; protein kinase activity
Source: RefSeq, a predicted model, not a curated record
GUCGGGGCAGUUAGUCCCGCCCCACAGUCUGAGCCAUCUUGUAUUUAGCAAGAACAAAAACGGAGCGAGGAGCCGCGGCAGCAGCGUCAGGAUGAGCCGCAGAUCGUCACUCUGAUCCCGGGGAGAGUUUGAAAACGUGUCGGUGCAGCGGGACAACAUGAGCCGAGGAGAAGCGCCGCGGACAAACAGCAGCCACACCCCGCUCCACCGCUAGCCCCGACGUUAGCCCCGACGUUAGCCCCGAGCUACCACCGCUAAGCUAGCCAAUUAGCUCAGGCUAGUGACCCAGGGACGUUGAAGCGGUGACCGGCGAGUCCACGGUUCGUUUUCCGGCUCGGACGCCGUUAGUCCAUUCCACGGUGGGCUCUGCAUUCAGGGGGACUUCGGCGGGAAUGGACCGGACGUCGUGUUGAUCUUCUGCGGAGAGGAAACCGGGCUAUGCGGCUGGAGGCUCGUUAGCUCGGCUGCUAACAGUUGUUUUUCGGUCCAGAGCGGAACCACAAUAAGCCGCGGCCCUGGCCAUGCCCUCGAGUUCACGGGCGGGCAAUCUGAAAGACCCCGAGGUGGCGGACCUCUUCUGCAAAGAUGAUCCGGAGAAUCUGUUCGCUGACCUCCGUGAGAUCGGCCACGGCAGCUUUGGAGCUGUAUAUUUUGCCCGAGAUGUGCGCAACAAUGAGGUGGUGGCCAUCAAGAAGAUGUCGUACAGCGGCAAGCAGACAAACGAGAAAUGGCAGGACAUCAUUAAAGAGGUGAAGUUCCUGCAGAAACUUCGCCACCCGAACACUAUCGAGUAUCUGGGAUGUUACCUGAAGGAACACACAGCAUGGCUGGUGAUGGAGUACUGCCUCGGCUCAGCCUCAGACCUGCUCGAAGUUCACAAAAAGCCACUUCAAGAAAUGGAAAUAGCUGCUAUUACCCACGGUGCACUGCAGGGAUUAGCAUAUCUUCACUCUCACAAUAUGAUUCACAGGGAUGUGAAAGCAGGCAACAUCCUGCUGACGGAGCCUGGUCAGGUCAAACUGGGCGACUUCGGUUCUGCCUCCAUCGUGGCUCCGGCCAACUCCUUCGUGGGGACUCCCUACUGGAUGGCUCCGGAGGUGAUCUUGGCCAUGGAUGAGGGUCAGUAUGACGGCAAGGUGGACGUCUGGUCGCUGGGCAUCACCGCCGUAGAGCUGGCUGAGAGGAAGCCCCCACUCUUCAAUAUGAAUGCUAUGAGUGCCUUAUAUCACAUCGCUCAGAACGAGAGCCCCAUCCUCCAGUCCAACCACUGGUCUGAUUCCUUCCGCAACUUUGUCGACUCCUGCCUACAGAAGAUUCCCCAGGACCGGCCUACCUCGGACGUGCUGCUCAAUCAUCGGUUCUUGUGCCGCGAGCGUCCGCUGACCGUGAUCAUGGACCUGAUCGCACGAACCAAGGAUGCAGUGCGGGAGUUGGACAACCUGCAGUACCGCAAGAUGAAGAAGAUCCUCUUCCAGGAGACCCAGCAGAACGGCCCCGUGUCCGAGGGAGGGGACGAUGAGGAGGAGGUGGAGCAGUACCUGUUGCGGACGGGCACCGUCAACAGUAUGGAGAGCUCCCAGUCAGUUCCCAGUAUGUCCAUCUCAGCCAGUUCUCACAGCAGCUCUGUCAACAGCCUGGCUGACGCCUCUGACGACAGCAGCAAUGAGAUGGCCAUGAUGCAGGAGGGCGAACACACGGUCACGUCCAACAGCUCCAUCAUUCACCGGCCCACGGGUCAGGAUAACAUCUAUGACGACCCUUACCAGCCCGAGAUGGACCAACCCCAGGUUCCCUCAGCUGUACGCCGUCGAGCCUACUAUCGCAACCGUGACCACUUUGCCACCAUCAGAACUGCCUCCUUGGUGACCCGUCAGAUCCAGGAGCAUGAGCAGGGCUCUGCGCUGCGAGAGCAGAUGUCCGGAUACAAACGAAUGAGGCGGCAGCACCAGAAGCAGCUGAUGGGGCUGGAAAACAAGCUGAAGGCGGAGAUGGAUGAGCACCAGCUGAAGCUGGACAAGGAGCUGGAGAACCAGAGGAACAGCUUCUCCACCGAGGCUGACAAGCUGUCCAAGAAGCACCAGGCCAUCCUGGAGAAAGAGACGAAAGCAGCUCUGACGGAGGAGAAGAAGUUCCAGCAGCACAUACAGGGUCAGCAGAAGAAAGAACUCACCAGUUUACUAGAAUCACAAAAACGCCAGUAUCGCCAACGCAAGGAUCAGCUGAAAGAGGAGCUGAGCGAGAACCAGUCGACGCCGAAGCGCGAGAAGCAGGAGUGGUUGAUCCGUCAGAAGGAGUGUUUGCAGCAGAUGCAAGCGGAGGAGGAGGCCAGUCUGCUCAGGAGGCAGCGGCAGUACUACGAGCUGCAGUGUCGUCAGUACAAGAGGAAGAUGUUGCUGGCUCGACACAACCUGGAGCAGGACCUGCUCAGAGAGGACCUGAACAAGAAGCAGACUCAGAAAGAUCUGGAGUGCGCCAUGUUGCUGCGACACCACGAGUCCACCCAGGAGCUGGAGUUCAGGCAGCUGAGCUCAGUGCAACGAACUCGGGCCGAACUGAUCCGAACGCAGCACCAGACCGAGCUGACCAACCAGAUGGAGUACAACAAUCGUCGUGAGCAAGAACUUCGCCAGAAACACACCAUGGAAGUCCGGCAGCAGCCCAAGAGCCUCAAGUCCAAAGAGCUGCAGAUCAAGCGUCAGUUCCAGGAGACGUGUAAGAUCCAGACCCGUCAGUACAAAGCUCUGAGGAACCACCUGCUGGAGAGCACUCCCAAGUCCGACCACAAAGCCGUCCUCAAACGCCUCAAAGAGGAGCAAACGCGUAAGCUGGCCAUCCUGGCCGAGCAGUACGACCACUCCAUCAACGACAUGCUGUCCACACAGGCUGUGAGUAAGCUGCGACUGGACGAGACCCAGGAGGCGGAGUACCAGGUGCUGCGGAUGCAGCUGCAGCAGGAGCUGGAGCUGCUCAACGCCUACCAGAGCAAGAUCAAGAUCCACACCGACACGCAGCACGAGCGAGAGGUGAAGGACCUGGAGCAGAGGGUGUCCAUCCGCCGAGCGCUGCUGGAGCAAAGGAUCGAGGAAGAGAUGCUGUCGCUGCAGAACGAGCGAUCGGAGAGAAUCCGCACUUUGCUCGAGCGCCAGGCGCAUGAGAUCGAGGCCUUCGACUCGGAGAGCAUGCGGCUCGGCUUCAGCAACAUGGCGCUGACCGGCAUCCCCGCCGAGGCCUUCAACCAGGGCUACCCGACCCCCAGCCCCUCGUCGGGCUCCAGCGGCUGGCCGUCGCGGCCCGUCCCGCGCUCGGGCAGCCACUGGAGCCACAGCGUGCAGAACUCAGUGGCGACUCCGUCCUGGCGCAGUCAGAACCACGGAGGAGCAGGUUUCAGCCGUGCCGAGUCCAUCACCUCCUCCCACGGCAUCGGCAGGGACAGCGAGAUGAACAAGGGCGGCAGGGGCCACUCGUCCUCCCACCAUCACCACCACCAUCACCACCACCAGCAGCAGCAGAUGCAGCAGAUGCAGCAGAUGCAGAUGCAGCAGCAGCAGCAGCAGCACUACCUCCCCCAGCACUACCAGCACCACCAGAGCACGCCGCAGCUCUACCGCGACAGCCAUGAGCGUGACCCCCGGGAGCGUGAGCGUGCCAGGGAGUGGGUGGGAGGAGGGGGCCACUACUCCCAUCACCCCCAGGGCCACCACCACCACCACCUCGCCUCCCACGCCUCCUCCCAGUCCCUGGCGCUUCUUCCACCACCGCCUCCGCCUCCCCCCAUCUCCCUCUCCUCCUCCUCUCCCCCCUCCUCCGCUUCAUCCUCCUCCUCGUCACAAGGAGGCUACGGAGGCGGGGGCCUGAGCGUCAGGGGCCCCAAUCUGAUGGCCCUGAGGAACAGCCCCCAGCCUCUGAGGAGGACGGCCUCGGGGGGGCCAGGGAGUGGCGGGGGGAGCGAUGGUGGGCUCAGCCGGAGCACAUCUGUCACCUCCCACAUUUCUAACGGCUCCCACCUCUCCUACUCAUGAAACCUCACGAGUCGUCGCCGCUCGCUUCACAUGGAGACGCGUCACUUUCAGUUUGUGCGGUGAGGAGGCGUCGAGGAGCAGCAGCAAGUAAAGAGAAGAAAGAACGAUUUUUAAAGUCUACAUUUUCAAAUCUCCUUUCUUAAAGUGAAAAAGAGAGAGAGGAAGCUUUUAUCAAAACAGGAACACACAAGUAUUAACCCCCCCCCCUCCCCAUAGUAAUGGCGAUGAAACAAAACAGUCCAAAAAAAGUGGCCAAACACGUCAACAUGUGGAAUCCGACACAUCCAAGAAGAAAAGGUGUCCAGACAGUGAAGCUGUUGCACAGGAGUGACCCUGCAGUGAGACGUUGGAGGACACGUCCCCGAGGUUCGAGUCCGUCAGCUGCUCCCAGUUGGAGCAGGUGGAUGUUCAGGUCACAUGUUUUUUUUAAUUAGUUCUUUUGUGGAGCUUCCACUUUGUCUGCCGGUGCUUUAAAAACCACUGUAACUAUGUAAAUACCAGUCGAUUGUACACCUGGUUUCUCAGUGUUUCAUACGUUCAGAUGAGAUGUUACAAAAACACACUGCCAUUUUUUUGUUAGGAAACUUGACCACUGCCCUUUGACCUCCUUAAAGGAACCUCCCACAUUUUGGGUCAUGAGCUCGAGAGUUGACUUCACUUUUCUCUCAAGUGAAGAUUUUUAUGAAUCAGUUAUAUAUUGUUUUUUUGCAGAAACACUGGAAGGGUAAACUUCAAGUCUUUACAACAUCUUCAAAACCGUCACAUUCUCACUAUCAGAAUUAAAGAAUUGGACUCUUCAACGUCGUCUCACACAAGAGCUGAAACCGAAAGGAAAAAGCCACAUAACGGAACCACAACGGAAGUGGAAACCAGCAGACGUCUGAAAACCUGGUCAAACCAACCUUGUUUAUUUCAGGUCUUACGGUACCGGUGCGUUGUAACUUUUCAGUGCUCCUGUACCGUAAAACCUCAAAUAAACAAGCAUCACAUUUUCGAUGACAACUUACAAUGUUGUUUUGUCACUUUUGCGUUUGUUAUCCGUUUUUUCAUAUAUAUAUAUAUAUAUAUAUAUUUAAAAAAUGAUUCAGUGAUUAAUAAGAUAUGGUUAUCAAACUCUUAUCACAAAGACAUGUCAUUGAGGUUUAAUAUUUUACAGUUUAAACAUUACACUUUAUUAUAAAUGACUCUAAAUAAAAGAAAACAAGAUCAGUUUGAAGCUGUUGUAAAAAGUUUUUAUCUUUUCAGUAUUUCCUGUUUUUUUGAGCUGCAGUAAAUUAACUUGGUCUUUGACUUGAUGAGACGAUGAAAAUCUCCAAAAUGUGGGCGUGUUCCUUUCAGGAGAUGCUGCCAGAAAGUGUGUGAAUGUGUGUGUGUGUGUGUGCGUGCGCAGCACUGACAGCUUCACUCGUCUCCCCCAAAGUUUCUCUGCAUCUGUAGAUAAAAUGAUAAAAUGUACAUGUGCUUAAACAGAUUAGUACAACUCGGUGCAUGGAGCCUGUACAGACGCAUUUGUAUGAAUAACAUGCACACUACCUAUUUAUAUAAAUGCAUAUAAAUGUAAGAUACCUGUGUAAAUGUGGCAGCAGGUAUCCUGAAGAUUGUUCACUGUCAAACACGUACUUAUAUCACUGUACAUAGAAGCACUAACUUCUUCUGAGACCGUGUUUGAGUAAUACUGACCAUUACUUUGUCACGUGACUCCUACAGAUUUGUCCUAGAAGCAGACGAAUAGAUGCUGUCAUGAUUAUUUCUUCUACUGCAGGUGGAAUAUUUAUGUUACGCUUAUUUCUAAGUUUUUAAAAUGUUAUUGCCAUUUUUGACCACUAGGUGGGGAAUAAGCGCAAUGUUACUGUGAUAGAGCUAUAAAUAUAAAAAUCCUAGUGUUUUUAAGGAGGACAAAAGGACUACGUUUCCCAGCAUUCCUGUGGAGGUCUCAGGGCGGGAGAUCUGGGCUUUGAUCUUUAUUUUUGUUUCUUUGAGCCAGUAUUAAAACAUCGAGCGUCACAGUCGAGCUGAAUUACCGACAAAUAUCCAGAUUCUUCUUUUACUAAGUUUGGUGCCAUAUUUUUAUUCUUUUUAUUUUUUAUUGUAUGUGACAUUUUGCUCUCUUUACUGUGCGAAACGUUACGUACGCUGCAAAACAUGGAGCCCGAAAAGUGUUCGGUAGUAGAUACAUGAAAAAAAGAAAAGAAAAUGACAUUUAAAAAAACUCAAUAAAUUACAGAACAAAAACAAA